Abrus precatorius (Indian licorice) is the source of this 9730-nucleotide messenger RNA. Its product is annotated as DNA-directed RNA polymerase subunit alpha-like. Gene Ontology annotation, biological process: DNA-templated transcription; translation; ribosomal small subunit assembly. The transcript is spliced from 4 exons. Gene Ontology annotation, cellular component: mitochondrial small ribosomal subunit; ribosome. Lineage: Eukaryota; Viridiplantae; Streptophyta; Magnoliopsida; Fabales; Fabaceae. Gene Ontology annotation, molecular function: structural constituent of ribosome; protein dimerization activity; small ribosomal subunit rRNA binding. The record is from RefSeq and is a predicted model, not a curated record. Bases 22 to 1317 code for a protein of 431 amino acids.
AUUUUUAUGAAAUAAUCAAAUAUGGCAAAACCUAUACCAAAAAUGGGUUCGCGUAAAAAUGGACGUAUUGGUUCGCGUAAGCAUGCUCAUAAAAUACCAAAGGGAGUUAUUCAUGUUCAAGCUAGUUUUAACAAUACUAUUGUGACUGUUACAGAUGUACGUGGUCGGGUUAUUUCUUGGUCCUCCGCCGGUACUUGUGGAUUCAAGGGUACACGAAGGGGUACACCAUUUGCCGCUCAAACCGCAGCAGGAAAUGCUAUUCGAACAGUAGCGGAUCAAGGCAUGCAACGAGCAGAAGUCAUGAUAAAAGGCCCCGGUCUCGGAAGAGAUGCGGCAUUAAGAGCUAUUCGUAGAAGUGGUAUACUAUUAAAUUUUAUACGGGAUGUAACCCCUAUGCCACAUAAUGGAUGUAGGUCUCCGAAAAAAAGACGUUGGAAGUGUGUUGAAUCAAGAGUAGACAGUAAACGUCUUUAUUAUGGACGCUUUAUUCUGUCUCCACUUAUGAAAGGCCAAGCCGAUACAAUAGGCAUUGCAGUGCGAAGAGUUUUGCUAGGAGAAAUAGAGGGAACAUGUAUUACACGUGCAAAAUCGGAGAAAAUACCACAUGAAUAUUCUACCAUAGUAGGUAUUCAAGAAUCAGUACAUGAAAUUUUAAUGAAUUUGAAAGAAAUUGUAUUGAGAAGUAAUCUGUAUGGAACUCAAGACGCAUCUAUUUGUUUCAAAGGUCCUGGAUAUAUAACUGCUCAAGACAUCAUUUUACCACCUUCUGUGGAAAUCAUUGAUAAUACACAACAUAUAGCCAACCUAACAGAACCUAUUAAUUUGUGUAUUGGAUUAAAAAUUGAGAGGAAUCGCGGAUAUCGUAUAAAAACACUAAAAAACUUUCAAGACGGAAGUUUUCCCAUAGAUGCUGUAUUCAUGCCUGUUCGAAAUGUAAAUCAUAGUAUUCAUUCCUAUGGGAAUGGGAAAAAAAAACAAGAGAUACUCUUUCUCGAAAUAUGGACAAAUGGGAAAGAAGAUCCCUUUCAUUUAGAAAAAAAUCAACACAAGGUUACUUUACCCCUUUUUACUUUUCAUGAUAUAUUGGCUAAGGAUAAACUGAGGAAAAAUAAAAAAGGAAUAGCAUUGAAAUCCAUUUUUAUUGACCAAUUAGAAUUGCCUCCCAAGAUCUAUAAUUGUCUCAAAAGAUCCAAUAUUCAUACAUUAUUAGAACUUUUGAAUAAUAGUCAAGAAGACCUUAUGGAAAUGGAACAUUUUCGUGUAGAAGAUGUAAAACAUAUAUUAGACAUUUUAGAAAUAGAAAAGCAUUUCGCAUAAAUUUGAAAUCCAUUGGCAUUGGUUUUUUUUUUUCAUAUUUUUAUUAUUUAUAAAAAUAAAGGUGAAAAUGUGUAAUUUGAAUCCUUAGAAUAAAUCCAUAUACUCGGAAUAGGCCAAAAGAUGUAUCUAGGGAUUAGUCGUUUCAAAAUGAAUUCUCCCUAGAUACACAAUAUACAUGGCAUGAUAUUUUAUUUCACAAUUGAAUCCAUUUAAUUAAAAAGUUUAAAAAAGACCUAAAAUUAGAGAUUUCUCAAUAGGUAAUGUUGCUCCAAUACCCAACCAAAGGGCUACUAUGGUACCAAUUAAAAAGAUGGUUGUUGCUACUGGACGGCGAAAUGGGUUUUGGAAUUUAUUAACAUUUUCCAAAAAGGGUACUGUUAAUAAUCCCAUAGGUACCGAAACCAUUAAAAGAACGCCUAAUAACUUAUUGGGCACUGUACGAAGUAUUUGAAAUACGGGAAAGAAAUACCAUUCGGGUAGUAUUUCCAAAGGAGUUGCAAAUGGAUCCGCGGGUUCUCCAAUCAUUGAUGGUUCUAGAACCGCUAAUCCUACGUUACAGGCAAUAGUACCCAGAAUUACUACUGGAAAAAUAUAUAAAAGAUCAUUGGGCCAUGCAGGUUCUCCAUAAUAAUUAUGACCCAUUCCUUUAGCCAAUUUAGCUCUUAAUACAGGAUCAUUCAAGUCAGGUUUUUUUGUUAUUAGGAUAGGUGAAUUCUUAUAGAUCCAUCCUCCGAAAGAACCGGACAUGAUAAUUUUUCAUCAUCCGGCUCGAGCACGAAUCAAACAUUUCGAAUGUAUCCAUAGAAAAAAUGCAUAUGUUAUCCACACAUAUAGAAAGAUUCCAUGUAAGAAAAUAAACCUUAUUUUCUUCUCCGAAGUUACAAUUAUCUUAUCUGCAAAAAAAAAAAAUUAAGUUCUUUUAUUAUUAAGUAAACUUAAGUAAACGCUCAAUACCCAAGUAGGCUUUCAAAGUGAAUAGUGCUUUUUGGGUGAUCUCAAACCUUGCAAUUCUUACCCCCCCCCAAAAAAAAAAUCUUGGAACUUUUUACGUACAAAGGAUUUACUUGUUACUAAUAUAAUCUAACCCCUGUUCUUCUUUAGAUCCACUUGGUUUACUCCGAUAGUAUCAUAAAUCGAGUCAAUGCAUAGGAAAUGAAUGCAUUUCCAUACUAUUAAGUUCAGUGAAAUAGAGAAAAUAUAAUUCAGAUUAUCCCACAUCACUUUUUUUACUGGAUGUUACGGAGCCUGUUCAUGCAGGAUAUGAUCGAGUCUGAUCAUAGAAAAGAUUCUUUACAAGUGAAACCAGCCUAUCCUCUGUAGGGACGGACCUUGCGUGGUAGUUGGAAUAAAGACACAUUGAAUUGUAAAUUCAAAUGUGGCAGAUAAGAGAAAAUCAUAUAUCUGCGUGGCCCAAUCAAUAGUUCAAGUCACACACUCCCAUAAUCCAUUUCUUCUUCGUAGAAUUCCCUUCAACUAUUCGUGUAUGUAAAAAAUAAUAAUAAUCCAAUUUUGUUAAAUUGAAGGAAAAUAUCCAAAUACAUGUCUUAUUCUUUUAAAUAAUCCAUAUUUGUAGCAAUGAAAUAUAUUCCUCCCCCAAAUAAGAAAUGAUUAAUUACAAAUAUCUAUGAUUCAUAUUUACUAUAAAGGACCAGAAAUGCCUUGCUUACGUAUCAUUGGAAAGUGCAUUAACAUAAAUACGGCAGUAAGAAGAGGUAAUACAAAAGUAUGCAAACUAUAAAAACGAGUCAAGGUGGAUUGUCCCACACUAGAACUUCCGCGUAAUAACUCUACCAAAGAGGAUCCUAUUACAGGAAUAGCUUCGGGCACGCCUGUUACAAUUUUGACUGCCCAAUAACCAAUUUGAUCCCAAGGUAAGGAAUAACCAGUUACACCAAAAGAUGCGGUCAAUACAGCCAAAACUACACCGGUAACCCAAGUUAAUUCGCGAGGUUUUUUAAAGCCACCUGUGAGAUACACGCGAAAUACGUGCAGAAUCAUCAUUAAGACCAUCAUACUUGCCGACCAUCGAUGAACUGAUCGGAUUAACCAACCAAAGUUAGCCUCCGUCAUUAUAUAUUGAACAGAAGCAAAAGCUUCAGUAACAGUCGGACGAUAAUAAAAAGUCAUAGCAAAUCCCGUCGCUACUUGGACUAAAAAACAAGUAAGUGUAAUUCCUCCUAAACAAUAAAAUAUGUUUACAUGGGGAGGAACGUAUUUACUGGUUAUAUCAUCGACAAUCGCCUGAAUCUCAAGACGUUCUUCGAACCAAUCAUAGACUUUAUUGAGAUAGGUAAACUAAGGUACCCCCCCGAGAACCGUAUAUGAGAAUUUCAUCUCGUACGGCUCAAACAAAAAUACCCAAAUACUGGUUGUAAUGAAAACAGAUAUGUGUAAUAGAAAGCUUGAAACUUCUUAACGGAAUCCUAUGAUUCCAAUCUUUUCGGAAGAUAAGAAAAAAUAGAAAUCCGAAAACUAUUCUUUGUGGUUAUAAUGCCAAAAUAUCAAGUCGGCUCACUCGUCUUUAUUUACAGUAGGCCUCUUGAAUAUUCUAUUAUUUACUUCCAUUUUUUAUUUGUGUGUAAUGUUCUUUUUUUUACUGCUGUUUUCUUAAUUAUUAUUAUUGAUAGGAAUUCUCUUGUUAGGACCAUAUGAAUCAAUUAAAAAAAACAUCAGAUUCGUAUCAUGACCACGAUGAUUCAAAAAAAACCUUUAAUCGAAGUCCAAAAAUUCCCUGAGUAAGAACUGCUGGAUCAUCACUUAUUCAAUGAAUAGAUAGAACAAAGAAACAUUUGUCCGUUGAUCAAAAUAAAGAUAAUCGACGGAAGUUUUAAAUAAUUUUCAUUUUUCAAUUUAUUCUUUCAACUCUUUGAAAAGUUUUUUUAAAUCCAGUUACGAGGUCUAAAUAUUUAGUAUGAAUCAUAGUUCUAAUAUUUUAAGAAUAUUUUUGAUUUUCUAUAUUCCGUACUCCAGAUACUAGAAUAAAUAUCUGACGGGGUAAAAUCAUCUCUAUCAAGAUGACAGAUCCAUUUUUUUUAUGUUCUGUACUAUCAAUAAGAUCCAUUAUAACAAGUCACACACUCAUAUUCCGGAAAUACAGAAACAAAGAAGUUUCACGAUCAAACUACCAAAUCAAAAUGAAAUAGGCUAACGAUAAAAAACCUAAAUGCUUAACCUUAGUUUUCUAUUGAAAAGCUAGUUACUUGAUUCUUGUGAAUCUAAUUCAUAGAAAUUCCGUCCAGUAAAAUGGACGAAUUAUAAAUCUCCAAAAUAAUAGAUAGAAAUAUCGCAAAUAGAGCCAUUGCAACACCCAUCAAAGGAGUAGUUCCCCACCCCGGAGCUACUUUACCAUAUUCUGAAUUUAAUGGUUUUAAUAAAUCCCCUACAAUAGUUCGUCUUGGACUAGACUUAGAAUUACCCUCAACAGUUUGUGUAGCCAUAAAUCCUAUUUUAUAUUGAUUGAGAUCUGUUGACUUUGUAUACCAUUCCGCUGUAAAUAUAGGAUCUAUAUCCUAUAGAUCCAUUGUGGUCUUGAAAUUUUGGAAUUCUAAGAAUUUUUAGAAUUAUAAUGGAAACAGCAACCCUAGUUGCCAUCUCUAUAUCUGGUUUACUUGUAAGUUUUACUGGGUAUGCCUUAUAUACUGCUUUUGGGCAACCCUCUCAACAACUAAGAGAUCCAUUCGAAGAGCAUGGGGACUAGUUGAAAUAAUGAAAAAUCAUUUCAUUUUUUUAGUUGGAACUUUAGGGGGUUCUCUAAAAAAGAUAGCGAAAAAAAUGAUUCCUAAAGUCGAAACUAAGAGGAAUGUAUAAACCAAUGCUUCCAUAGAUUUAAUCGUGGUUUACAAUUAUAGCUUUCAUACCUGUUUAUUGUUUAUUGGAGCUCAUUUCUCGGAUAAAGAAAAAAAGUGAAAACAAAGUGUUUUGAGUCGAAUCAAGAUUUAUCUGGUUCUUUAUGUCAAAUUCAAAUCAUAACAACAAAAACAAAAAAAGUCGAAAAGGAACAAAAGAAUGCUCUAUCAUACUAUCUGUCUUCUUGUAGUUGGAUCUCCAAGUUUUUGGAAUGCUCCAAAUUCUACUUGAGCAUCCAAAUCUGGGUCGAUCCCAGCAAAAACAUCUCGGAACAAGGUUCUAGCACCAUGCCAAAUAUGCCCGAAAAAGAAGAGUAGAGCAAACGAAGCAUGUCCAAAAGUAAACCAACCUCUUGGACUGCUACGAAAAACACCAUCUGAUUUCAAAGUAGCACGAUCUAAUUCAAAAAUUUCACCUAAUUGAGCACGUCUAGCAUAUUUUUUCACAGUAGCAGGAUCACUAUAACUGACUCCAUUGAGUUCGCCACCAUAGAACUCAACAGUUACACCUACUUGUUCGACACUAUAUUUCGAUUCUGCCCUUCGAAAAGGAACAUCGGCUCUAACAAUUCCGUCUCCGUCUACUAAAACAACCGGAAAUGUUUCAAAAAAAGUAGGCAUACGGCGUACAAAAAGUUCACACCCCUCUUUAUCUCUAAAGAUGGGAUGCCCUAACCAACCAACGGCUAUUCCAUCUCCAUUAUCCAUUGAGCCCGCUCUAAACAAUCCCCCUUUUGCUGGAUUAUUGCCGAUGUAAUCAUAAAAAGCUAAUUUUUCAGGAAUUUUAGACCAAGCUUCUGAUAAACUUUGAUUUUCGGCUAGCCCAGCACCAACUCUUCGAUAUAUUUCUUGCUGGAAGUAUCCUUGAUCCCAUUGAUAACGAGUGGGACCAAAUAAUUCAAUGGGGGUAGUUGCUGAACCAUACCACAUAGUUCCAGCAACAACAAAAGCUGCAAAAAAGACAGCAGCGAUACUGCUGGAAAGGACGGUUUCAAUAUUUCCCAUACGCAAUCCUUUGUAUAGACGUUGCGGUGGACGCACACUAAGAUGGAAAAGACCCGCUAAUAUGCCCAAUGUUCCUGCUGCAAUAUGAUGAGAAGCUAUUCCCCCCGGAACAAAAGGAUCAAAACCUUCCACACCCCAUGCGGGAUUUAUGGAUUGUACCCUUCCCGUUAAUCCAUAAGGAUCAGACACCCAUAUUCCAGGACCGUACAAUCCUGUUACAUGAAAUGCUCCAAAACCAAAACAAACCACUCCUGCAAGAAAUAAAUGAAUUCCAAAAAUUUUGGGCAAAUCCAAAGAAGGUUUUCCGGUACGUUCAUCACAAAAAAUUUCUAGAUCCCAAUAAACCCAAUGCCAGAUAGCCGCUAAAAAGCACAAGCCCGAAAACACAAUAUGUGCUCCGGCCACACCUUCGUAACUCCAAAUACCCGGAUUCGUUAUAGUCCCCCCGGUGAUAUUCCAACCGCCCCACGAAUUGGUUAUUCCUAAACGAGUCAUGAAGGGUAUAACAAACAUACCCUGUCUCCACAUUGGAUCAAGAACAGGGUCAGAGGGAUCAAAAACUGCUAAUUCAUAUAGAGCCAUCGAACCAGCCCAACCAGCAACCAGAGCUGUAUGCAUUAUGUGAACAGAAAGCAAACGGCCUGGAUCAUUUAAUACAACAGUAUGAACACGAUACCAAGGUAAACCCAUGAAAAUACCCCUUAUAUCAACAAAAAAUAGACACUAUGUAACUUUAUUGCACUGGAAAAAACUAUACUAUGGAUUCUCACCUUUUACCUUUUAGUAGAUUAUCUCGGAGAAAGAAUUAAUGUUUGUUCUAGUUUUUUAGUAAUAGUGUUUAGUAAUAGUGGAACAAUCAUAUUUGUAGGAACAAGAAGAAGCAGAUCUAUUCUAUACCCGAUAAGUAAGAAUACGCAAUGGUGGGAAGGGGGGGUUGACAAUUUUCUCUAUGAGUAUUUAAAUAUGUAAAUGCAGACAUAUUCGUUUAUCACCCAAGGACCCAUUCGUAACAACUUUACUCUAUCUUUAUCUUUACUCUUCCCUUUUUUAUGAUUUAUAAAAAAUACAAUAUAAUAAAAGCAAAUUGUUUUUAACACAAUAAACCCAUUCUUACGUUUCCACACUAAAGUUAAAUAUAUUAUUUUAUUUUCUUUUUUUCUCUAUUUUAUGCCCAUUGGUGUUCCAAAAGUAACCUUUCGAAGUCCUGGAGAAGGAAAUGCAUCUUGGAUUGAUAUAUAGUGCGACUUGUCAGAUAUAUUUGGUCAUACGGGAUUUCCCCGUUCUCCCCCCCCGAUUGAGAUAUCCUCUCUUUCACCACCAAAAAAGAAUGAUUGAAUCAUCCAAAAUUUGGAGCGUGAAGUGUAAUGAAGUGCAAUUCGAUCGAUUUUUUAUUUUUUGGAGGGGGUAUCCAGAUUACUAUUCGAAAUUCAAAAUAAUUUAUGGUUGGCUUGCUUGGACCAAUAAAACGAAGUAUCCAGACUCUGUUUAGAAAAAAACCAAUUGGUAAUAUAUCCACAAUUACUACUUCUAUCAUAUCAUAUAUUUUACAGAAAAAAUGAAAUAAUAAAUUCAGAGAAGAGAUAAGUCGUAACAAAAAGACAUGGUAUUGUAAUAUUUGUCCUAUAUGUGCAAAUAAAAAUCGGGCAGAUCCUUAUCCUUACUUAGAGUAGAAAAGAAACCUAAAAGAAUUGAGGAAGUCCAUUCAGAAACAAGAAAAUUACAUUGUGAUUUGUGUUCGAUCUCGAUGAAAGCAAUACAUCAAUGAGAAGUUAGUUCAAUAAAUUUAGUACAUUUUUUUUCGUUAAAAAUUCGAAAGAGUCCAUUAUGAAAAGGGAAAGAGGGUUGAAAUAGACACAUUGAUUCCUUUUUGUUUAUAUGAUUUUUAGUGAACCGUAUGCAUCAAAAGGUGCAUGUACGGCUCUUAAGGUAUAAGAUUAAAUCCUAAUCAAUCGACUUUAUCGAGAAAGAUUACUUUUUUUAGGCCAAGAGGUCGAUAGUGAACUAUCGAAUCAACUUAUUGGCAUUCUGCUAUUUCUCGGUAUAGAAAAAUAUAACAGAGAUGUGUAUCUGUUUAUAAAUUCUCCGGGUGGGUGGAUAAUACCCGGAAUGGCUAUUUAUGAUACUAUGCAAUAUGUACAACCAGAUAUACAGACAAUAUGUAUGGCAUUAGCCGCUUCAAUGGGAUCCUUUCUUUUGGCAGGAGGAGAAAUUACCAAACGUCUAGCAUUCCCUCACGCUUGGCGCCAAUGAUUCUUUUAUUUGAGAAUAUAUAUGAAGACUAUACCUUCGCCAUAAAAAUACUUAAGUAAUAAUAGCAUGGUACUUCGAAUUCGAUAUACAAAUUUUUGUUUUUUAAACCAUUUGAUUAUGUAUCGAAAAAGUAGUAUGAAAGAGAGGGCUUUUACGAUUUUAUCUGAUCUAUCAGGAACCUAGUUUAGUUUUAGUGUCACAGACUUUUUUGUUUUUAGUUUUCAUACCAAAAAGCUUUUAACAAUAUUUAUGUCUAACAAUAUUUAUUUUAAUUAGAAAAUAAAAAACAUAUGAUAAAAAACAAGAAACUUUCGGAUUGCUGAAUAACAAAAAAGACGAAAUAAGAAAACAACGGAACCAUCAUAGUAUUUAAAAAAAAUACUCAAAAAGAAAAAGGAAGGUUGGUUAUUGUAUUAUUUAUUAUUUAAGGAUCUGGAUCCAAAAAACCCAGUAGAUUUUCUAUUUUUUUUUCUUCAAUGGAAAAAAAUCCAUAGAGAAAAUACUCUAUCCAUAGAGGAAAAAAAGAAAUUGCAUACGUGGAAAAGAAAAGCCGUAUGCAUCAAUACGCAAAAAAUGCUUGUACGGUUAUUGAAUCUUAUCUUUGCUCAUUUAUUUUCUUAUUUGUAUUUAUUCUUUUCACCUUAGUUUGAGGACGAAAGAAAAUAUUGACUAAUAUUGGGAAAAUCCGCAUCAAAAUCUUUAUCAAGAUAAAGAAAAGACUUAUAAAGUUAUAUAAUCAGGGUAAUGAUCCACCAACCCGCUAGUUCUUUUUAUGAGGCACAAACGGGAGAAUUUAUCGUGGAAGCGGGAGAACUACUGAAACUGCGUGAAACUAUCACAAGGGUUUAUGUACAAAGAACGGGUAAACCUUUAUGGGUUGUAUCUGAAGAUAUGGAAAGGGAUGUUUUUAUGUCAGCAGCAGAAGCCCAAGCCCACGGAAUUGUUGAUAUUAUAGCACUUCAAUAAACAAUUAGUAACUAAGAUUCUUCUCAAAAAAAAAUACAGGAUUUGAGAUUGAAUUUUAUCUCCUUAAUCCUUUUAAUUUAAUAUAACUUUUUUUUUCUAUUAAUUAAUCUAUUAAAUUAAUAAAAUAUAAGUAAUUCAUAAUCAUCGGGUUAGGAUUGAUCUAAACCGGCUCAUUAUGUCUAUAGGAUCCACCAUGCCAACUAUGAAACAACUUAUUAGAAACACAAGACAGCCAAUCCGAAAUGUCACGAAAUCCCCCGCUCUUCGGGGAUGCCCUCAGCGCCGAGGGACAUGUACCAGGGUGUAUGUGUGACUCGUUUAGAUCAUUCUACUAAUAAAAAAAAAAA